Molecule: messenger RNA, 939 nt
Organism: Nestor notabilis (Kea)
Lineage: Eukaryota; Metazoa; Chordata; Aves; Psittaciformes; Psittacidae
Gene: MDFIC
Product: MyoD family inhibitor domain containing
Exons: 4
Coding region: 1-756 (251 amino acids)
Source: RefSeq, a predicted model, not a curated record
AUGUCCCACGUGAGAGAACCUCUUCCUCCGGGGCCUGAAGGGCCACAGCAAGCUCCGACUGAAAACAGCGCUUUGAUCUCUCUCCCUCGAGGUAAGUUGCUUCAAACUGACCAAGAGAAUACUGCGGCAGGAGAUAGAGACGCAAACCAGCCUUCCAGUAACCAAAGUACACAGCCAGAGAUACAAGACCAGUCCAUCUGGGGAAAUCACACUGAUGGUGACCUCAUCAGAACACAACCUCAACGCUUGCCUCAGCCAAAUACUUCAGCACUGGAAAUGGGUGAGGAAGAAAGUGGCAAACUCCAAAAUGGCCACGUGGGUCUGAGUAACGGAAGUGGAAUUCACAAUGGUAUCAAGCACAUGCCUGCAGACAACAGAAAACAUUCGGCUCCUGUGUCAGAAAAAAUGCACAGAAAAAUUCAGUCCACCUUGUCUGUCAACAGCAAUGGCAGCAAAAAGAGUAAAAUAAGCUCUGCAUUUUCUCAAAAGCCAGGUACUUCACCUGAAGAUUGCUGUGUUCACUGUAUCCUGGCUUGCUUGUUCUGUGAAUUUCUCACCCUCUGUAACAUUGUUUUGGGACAAGCAUCCUGUGGCAUCUGCACAUCGGAGGCCUGCUGCUGCUGCUGUGGGGACGAGAUGGGAGAUGACUGUAACUGCCCAUGUGAUAUGGACUGUGGCAUAAUGGACGCAUGUUGUGAAUCUUCAGAUUGCUUAGAGAUCUGCAUGGAAUGCUGUGGGAUCUGCUUCCCAUCAUGAAAUGUUUAUCCCUUUUUAUUUUAUUCUCUAUAAAACUGGAGAGCUUUUCUUUAAAUACAUUUGAAGAAAGACAAGGUAAGGUUUUCAUGCAACCAACUGGUAUUGCACUGUUAAUUCCCUAUAUAUAAAUAUUUUUUUCUAAACUAGUCCUCAAAUCUGUAUUAUAACACAAAUUGUAUAGUU